Messenger RNA from Microdochium trichocladiopsis, 3968 nucleotides. Its product is annotated as RecF/RecN/SMC. Gene Ontology annotation, molecular function: cohesin loader activity; ATP hydrolysis activity; protein binding. Gene Ontology annotation, biological process: mitotic sister chromatid cohesion. Gene Ontology annotation, cellular component: chromosome. The transcript has 4 exons. The coding region runs from base 185 to 3775 and encodes 1196 amino acids. The record is from RefSeq and is a predicted model, not a curated record. NCBI's taxonomy places the organism in Eukaryota, Fungi, Ascomycota, Sordariomycetes, Xylariales, Microdochiaceae.
CGCGACAACCCGCUUUGGCCAUUAGGUAGAGUUAUGAUCCCACCAGCAACAAGCGGCCACUGUAGUCCCCGUCGCAAAGCGCAUCACGCUCGCUGAGCAAGGCGCCGCCAGCAUCAAUCUUCGUUCAGCCUGUUUUGUCGUCCCUUGUCCUCGCGCUGCCCGACAGGCAGCACCCGCCGCCACCAUGUAUAUCAAGCAGAUCAUCAUCCAGGGCUUCAAGAGCUACAAGGACCAAACGGUCAUGGAGCCCUUCUCGCCCGGCACCAACGUCAUUGUCGGCCGCAACGGUUCGGGAAAGAGCAAUUUCUUCGCCGCGAUUCGAUUCGUCCUCAGCGAUGCCUACACGCAGAUGGGCCGCGAAGAACGCCAGGCGCUUCUCCACGAGGGCUCCGGCUCGGCCGUCAUGUCGGCUUACGUCGAGGUCAUUUUCGACAACAGCGACGACCGCUUCCCAACGGGCAACAAGGAAGUCAUCCUGCGACGCACAAUCGGCUUGAAGAAGGAUGAAUACUCGGUUGACAAGAAGGUCGUGACAAAAACGGACGUGAAAAACCUGCUCGAGGCUGCCGGUUUCUCCAGCUCGAACCCGUACUACAUUGUGCCCCAAGGUCGCGUCACCGCCCUCACCAACAUGAAGGAGUCGGACCGUCUCACCCUUCUCAAGGAAGUCGCGGGUACUCAUGUGUACGAGUCACGGCGAACAGAAUCUCUCAAGAUCAUGACCGACACCAACAACAAGCGCGAGAAGAUCGACGAACUGCUCGAGUACAUUAAGGAACGCCUGAGUGAGCUGGAAGAGGAGAAGGAAGAGCUGCGAGGGUACCAGGACAAGGACCGCGAGCGGAGAUGUCUUGAGUAUGCAUACUACCACAAGGAGCAGGUUGCUGUGCAAGAUGCCCUUGAGGAACUCGAGGAGUCGCGACAAGGUGGCAUCGAAGACACGGACGAGAACCGCGAGGCCUACACAGCAGGUGAGAAGGUCAUCGCCUCUCUCGAUGCCGAGAUUCACAAGCUGCAACAACAAAUGGAGUUGCUUCGCAUCGAUCGUAGACAACUCGACGAAGACCGGAAGGAGAGCGCGAAGGCGAGGGCCAAGGCCGAGUUGGCAGUCAAGAGUCUGUCAGAAAGCGUGAGCGCGCAAGACCAAGCACAAGCACAGCACGAUGCAGAGCUUGCCAACGUCAAGAGUGCCAUCAAGACAAAAGAGGCUGAGCUCGCAAAGAUUCUGCCCACACUCGAGAAGCGCAAGAGCAAGGAGGCCGAAGUCAAGCAAGCUUUGGAUACCGCAGAAAGCGGACGGCAGCGACUUUUCACCAAACAGACUCGAAGCAGUCAGUUCAAGAACAAGGCCGAGCGCGAUGCUUUCUUGAAGGAGGAAAUCAAUAACUACAACAUGACCCUCAGCCAGCAAAAAGCCACUCGUCUCGAUGCUGAAGAAGAAGUCAAGACUAUUCAGGUGUCUAUCCAGCAGCUAGAAGCCGACGUGGCGGCAUUGCGUGUGAGGAAUGAGGGUUUCGGUGAUGAGCGGUUUGCGCUCGCCGAGGAAAUCAACGCUGCCAAGGACGUGCUGGAUAAGCUUAACGACGAACGCAAGCUACUCAGACGUGAGGACGACAAGCUCGAAACCAUCAAGGCGAAUGCCCGUGGAGAGCGUGACAAUGCCGAGCGCGAUCUUGCUCAUACCAUGGACCGUGCAACAUCAAGAGGCCUGGCUACGAUACGACGACUUAAGCAGGAGCAGAAUAUCCCCGGCGCUUAUGGCACCCUGGCAGAACUGAUGGAGGUCAGCGAAGCAUACCGGUUACCUGUUGAGCAGAUUGCUGGUGCGAGCUUGUUCCACUACGUUGUUGACAACGAGGACACCGCCACGUACCUUGCGAACGCCUUGCAGAAGCAGUUUGGAGGCAGAGUCACCUUCAUGCCACUAACGAAGCUCCGAGUGCGGCCGGCGAACCUGCCCAAGGCGAACGACGCUGUCCCCCUGCUCACCAAGAUACAAUACGACCCCAAGUUUGAGCAAGCAUUCCAGCAAGUUUUCGGUAACACGAUCAUUUGUCCCAACUUGACCAUUGCCGGCCAGUAUGCCCGGAAUCACGGCUGCAAUGGCGUAACACCAGAUGGUGACACGACAAACAAGCGCGGCGCCAUGACUGGCGGUUACAUUGACACUCGCAAGUCGAGACUCGAGGCUGUGCGGGCAGUCAACAAGUGGCGUGACGAGUUCGAUGCUCUCCAGGCCAAGAGUGACGAGAUUCGGCGGCAGAUUGAACGCAAGGACCAGGAGAUCACCAACGCUCUAGGCAGGCUCCGCAAGCUGGAGCAGAAGCUGCGACAAAUGGAGGAUGGCUAUGGCCCGUUACUUACGGAGCUCAACGCCAAGAACGUGCAAAUCGACCGCGAGAGGGAUCGUCUGGAGGGUGCCAGCAAGCGGCGAGAGAAUGUGGACCGCAACAUGAAGGAGUUCAGCAGUGCUCUGAGCGCGUACGAGGCAGAGCUGGCUUCCGACUUCAAGAAGGCAUUGUCGGCCAGCGAAGAGAGGGAGCUCGAGACGUUGAGCUCAUCAGUCCAGGCGCUCCAGAAGGAGUGGAAUGAGAUUAGUGCCAGUAGACGUGAGAUGGACAGCCAGAGGAGGAUACUCGAGCACGAUCUGCGCCACAACCUGCAGCUUAAACUCGAUCAGCUCACAAGCCAAGCUUUUGAGACAGCUUCCGGCGGUGGCUCCAAUCUCAAGGAGGCCAAGCGCGAGCUCAAGAAGGCCCAGGCUGCCGCUGCCACAAUCAAGAGCAAGCUGGAGGAGAACAUGCAGCAGCUCGACGCUGCCGAGACCAAGGUGUCCAGUCUCGAGAAGCAGAAGGCUGAGAAGGACGCCGAGCAGCAGGAGAUUGAGAAGGAGAUCCUUAAGCAACAGAAACGAAUGGAGAAGAGCAUCCAGAAGAAGGCACUGCUGACAGCCAAGGCUGUCGAGUGCGCCAAGAACAUUCGUGAGCUCGGUGUGCUGCCGGACGAAGCGUUCGAGAAGUACGAGAGGCUAGAAGUGAAGAUUAUCGGCACACGGCUCAAGAAGGUCAACGAUGCCCUCAAGAAGUACAAGCACGUCAACAAGAAGGCUUUCGAGCAGUACAACAGCUUCACGAACCAGCAAGAGCAGCUGCUCAAGCGCAGACAGGAGCUCGACAAGUCCCAGGAGUCGAUUGAAGAGCUCGUUGCCCAUCUCGACCAGCGCAAGGAUGAGGCCAUUGAGCGGACAUUCAAGCAAGUCUCGAAAGAGUUUGCCACCAUCUUUGAGCGCCUCGUUCCGGCGGGACAUGGACGCCUCGUCAUUCAGCGGAGAACAGAUCGCCGUGUCGACCCAGACGAGUCGGACGAGGAGCAGAGGAGCAGUGUGGAGAACUAUACUGGUGUCGGCAUCAGCGUCUCGUUCAACUCCAAGGUCCUGGACGAGCAGCAGAGAAUCCAGCAAUUAUCUGGUGGUCAAAAGAGUUUGUGUGCUUUGUGUCUGAUCUUUGCGCUGCAAGCCACAGAGUCCAGUCCAAUGGUCAUCUUUGACGAGGUCGAUGCCAACCUGGACGCUCAGUACCGCACAGCAGUCGCAGGACUGCUCGACUCCAUCUCAAAAGAGGCUGGCACGCAGUUCAUCUGCACCACCUUCCGGCCGGAGAUUGUCCUCGUUGCCGACCGAUGCUACGGCGUGCUGUUCAGGAACAAGAACAGCACCAUCAACUGCGUCAGCACGGAGCAAGCGCUGGAUUUCGUCGAGGGCCAAGCACCGCGGUAGAUGAGUCCUCGGCAGGCGUGUGUCAUGGCGAAGGAGAGCAUAGAAGAUAUCCCAGAGUUUUCAGAUAAGCAGCAGGGUUUCGUUGUGAAAGGGAGUUUGCGGGUGGUCCACUGGGUUUGAUCAUGUUAACAUGCAGAUACUGUGGUAUUGUGUACGUUUUGUGAGCUUGUGCGUACCCAUGAGCAUAGAUCUU